AUUAGAUUUACAAUAUUUCUUCCUCGUAAUUUCUCUAUAAAUACCCUUCUUAGUCUAUCCUUCCAACUCGCCUUACACCGGUCUGCAAAUAUUUAUAACAAGACUCGGACUUUCUUACUCUACUCUCCCUCUUCUCUCUCUUGCUUCUUUGCUUACUCGGGGAUUCAAUUUCUUCGUUCUCCAGCUUGAGAAAUGGCCGCCCCAGUUGACACCUUCCUUUUCACCUCCGAAUCCGUGAACGAGGGACACCCCGACAAGCUUUGUGAUCAGAUCUCUGAUGCAGUGCUUGAUGCUUGCCUUGCGCAAGACCCUGAGAGCAAGGUUGCUUGUGAGACAUGCACAAAAACCAACUUGGUCAUGGUCUUUGGUGAAAUCACCACCAAGGCUAAUGUAGAUUACGAGAAGAUUGUUCGUGAGACUUGCAGAAACAUUGGAUUCGUUUCCGAUGAUGUGGGUCUUGAUGCUGAUCACUGCAAGGUCUUGGUUUACAUUGAGCAGCAAAGUCCUGACAUUGCACAAGGUGUCCACGGUCAUCUUACCAAGCGUCCUGAGGAUAUUGGUGCAGGUGACCAAGGUCAUAUGUUUGGGUAUGCCACCGAUGAGACUCCUGAGUUGAUGCCUCUCAGCCAUGUCCUUGCCACUAAGCUUGGUGCCCGCCUCACAGAGGUACGUAAGAAUGGUACCUGCCCAUGGUUGAGGCCUGACGGCAAAACCCAAGUCACUGUUGAGUACUUCAAUGAGAAUGGUGCUAUGGUUCCCAUCCGUGUUCACACCGUCCUCAUCUCAACACAGCAUGAUGAGACAGUUACCAAUGAUGAGAUUGCCGCUGACUUGAAGGAGCAUGUGAUCAAGCCCGUGAUCCCGGAGAAGUACCUUGAUGAGAAGACCAUCUUCCACCUCAACCCAUCUGGUCGUUUUGUAAUUGGUGGACCUCACGGUGAUGCUGGUCUUACUGGACGUAAGAUCAUCAUCGACACUUAUGGUGGUUGGGGUGCCCACGGUGGUGGUGCCUUUUCUGGAAAGGACCCAACCAAAGUUGACAGAAGUGGUGCUUACAUUGCCAGGCAGGCAGCCAAGAGUAUUGUUGCUAGUGGGCUUGCCCGCCGUUGCAUUGUUCAAAUUUCUUACGCCAUUGGUGUCCCUGAGCCAUUGUCAGUGUUUGUUGACACCUAUGGAACAGGAAAGAUUCCUGACAAAGAGAUCCUCAACAUUGUCAAGGAGAACUUUGAUUUCAGGCCUGGUAUGAUCGCCAUCAACCUUGACCUAUUGAAGGGUGGUAACAGGUACUUAAAGACCGCUGCCUACGGACACUUUGGUAGGGAUGACGCUGACUUCACCUGGGAGGUUGUGAAGCCCCUCAAGUGGGAGAAGCCCCAAGCUUAAGCCAUCAAAGCGGAAGAUGAGUUAAGACUAUGAUCUAUGAAUUCAUUGAUUAUAUUUUUGAUCAAUAAAGCAAGUGCCUGGAUCUCUUCCACAGGUUGGAGCUGCUCUUUAAACAAAAGCAUUAUAUAAUCCUUGCUUAGUAUUCGAUAGUAUGAUGGAUUAUACUUGUGUACUUUGUUAUCCGUUUUUUUUAUAUUUUUUGGGGGGUAAGUUGGUUAGUUGUGGAAAAACUAGAGAACGGAUGUUGGGGAGUUUUUGUUUGCAGCAUUUCAUAGUAAUGAUGUUUUAACAGAAGCAAGAAUGGGAUCAGCUGCUGAGCAGCAUCCAUAAAAUGUAAUUUGUGUUGGUUGAUAGUAAUGAAAUAUGUGCUUUUCAAAUUA
Amaranthus tricolor (Joseph's coat) is the source of this 1763-nucleotide messenger RNA. RefSeq names its product S-adenosylmethionine synthase 4. The record is from RefSeq and is a predicted model, not a curated record. Gene Ontology annotation, cellular component: cytosol. The coding region runs from base 193 to 1383 and encodes 396 amino acids. Gene Ontology annotation, molecular function: methionine adenosyltransferase activity; ATP binding. NCBI's taxonomy places the organism in Eukaryota, Viridiplantae, Streptophyta, Magnoliopsida, Caryophyllales, Amaranthaceae. Gene Ontology annotation, biological process: S-adenosylmethionine biosynthetic process. The transcript is spliced from 2 exons.